This is a messenger RNA of Phaedon cochleariae (mustard beetle), 2077 nucleotides long. The record is from the annotation of a GenBank genome assembly. NCBI's taxonomy places the organism in Eukaryota, Metazoa, Arthropoda, Insecta, Coleoptera, Chrysomelidae.
AUGAAUACUGAAAUUGAAACUAUUAUAGCAGCAGGCACUGCUGAUGACAAAGUGUGGGGCCCCACCUUGAAAGCUUUCAUUGAAAAGGCAUCAGGAUCCUACAAUUUUCCAGAAUUACUACAGGGAUCCAAAAGGAAAGAUUUCUGGAAGGCUCUUUUACAUAUUGCAAAACAUUCACAAGAUCCAUGCGUGAUAAGAGACUGCUUUGUAGUGAUGAGAUUGUUGAGCCGGGAAAAACAGUGUCUUGCUGAACUAAUCAAUGAAGAAUGGAGAGAUUUGAUAAAAAAACACUCAGGUUUAUGUGACCCAAAUUUUGAGUUCAGUGAACAAAAAACACCUAUUUGCAUAGAAGUCCAAAAGAGUCUAUCCAAUAUCAUGUUUAACAGUAGAGGUUUGGCUGAAGAUUUCAGGACCAAUGGAAUCCUGACAGGUUUACAAAGAAGGAUCAGAGAUUAUGAGAAUGAAAAAAUACCAGAUGAAGUCAGAUUUUUUGAUAUGAAACUGUUUUUCUUGAUAACUGCACUUAGCUCAGAUGCAAGAAGUGAUAUGAAAAGCAUGUUUGACUUAUUGGUGAAUCUGUUAGUUGAAGAACUGCGUGAAGCUGCUGACAACCAUUUUGAACAUGAGGAUCUACCCCCUCUUUAUCUAAUGGACACUCAGGUUGAUUUGGUUAAUGAAAUUCUGAAAGCACUUUUCAACAUAACAGUAGGCACUGAUGAGUCUGAUGCAGAGGUACUGGUUAGCUGCUAUUCCCUAGUUGAAGUGCUUAGAAGCUAUCUCCUCAUUUGCUCCAACAACUUGGAGAAAACUUGGGCUUUGAGGAACAAUGUUAUCAAUCUUCUCACCAAUAUGCCUGAUGAGACUUACAAGGCACUCCUUUUGCCAGUACAUGAAGGACAUAGGGUGCCAAAUAAUUUGGUGUUUGAAGAUUAUAAUAUGACUGCUAUUUAUGAAAUUCUCAUGUUUUUGAAGGCCAAAUUCAAUGACCAGCUGAAAAUAAAUAAUCAGCAUGAAAUUCUUUCACCUGUUGUCACAGUGCUUCUAAAAGGUGCUUCAGGUCACAGGGUGAUAAGAAAGUUUCUGAGGAACCAUAUACUGCCCCCUUUGACAGAUGUACACACUAGGCCUGAAGAGGGUAGCACUCUUAGGAACCAUUUGUGUAGAUUGUUAACCACACCUAUUAUGGAACUAAGAGAUCUGGAUGCUGAACUAUUGUUUGUUCUAUGCAAGAAAAGUGUAUCAAGAAUGAUAAAAUACACGGGUUACGGCAAUGCGGCAGGUCUUUUCGCUCAAAGAGGGCUCUUAGGGGGAGGGCACAUCAAGGGGGAAGACGACUUCAGCUCCGAGAGUGAAAAUAGCGAGACCGAAGAGUAUGCCGAUCACAAGCACGGUAUCAAUCCGGUCAUAGGGUGUUAUGAAGAGCCGCAUCCUAGCGCCAUGGAAAAUAUGUCUGAAGAACAACUCAUGGAUAGCUUGAUGAAAUGCGGUACGAUAAAACCUUGCACCGUCGGUGCCGAUGGAAAACCCAAGCCCAUAGACCACAUUUUGCAGCUCAGAGAAGCUCUGCCGGCACAACAGGUUCGAAACGUCGACGAAGAUAGCGAUUGAAAGUCGCCGGAAAAAAGUCUUCAUUUUGAAUGAAUGUGUUAGGAUUGAGUGCUCACAGAGGUGAUUUUCAAUGACUAUUCCACUCUUGUUCUUGAGAACCAAUCAGAAUCGACCAUUUUCACGGUUUCUUCUGUAUUGCAGCGAUCUUUUUUGUUCACUUAAUUCUAUCGGACUUGCUCUACCAACACAGAAGCCUAACUGACCCACACGUGAUCAACCAACCUCGUUAUUCAGCGAUAAAAUGUUUGACAUUUAAAACGUCAAACAUCUUGGAUGCCAGAAUGUUAUGGAUGCAGUGUACGCAACUCUCGCGAGGCUCUCAUUUAUUUUCUCAAUCAUGAAAUAAUCAUAGGAAUACUAUUUCUCCUAGAAUCAUCCUUUAAUUAUGCUUUAAUUUCGCUCCUGACAUUGUUCCAAAACCUCUCGCCUACGGCUCGAAAGUUUUAAUAAACAAUGUCAUUCGCGAAAU